This is a messenger RNA of Durusdinium trenchii, 2374 nucleotides long. The record is from the annotation of a GenBank genome assembly. NCBI's taxonomy places the organism in Eukaryota, Dinophyceae, Suessiales, Symbiodiniaceae.
UCAGCGGGCUCGCUCAAAGCUUGGCCCUGGAUAUGUGAUGCGGCCCAGGGAAUCGUUCCCUCAGCCAGCGGAAGAGUCCAGGUUGAGAGUUUGAGAAGUCAAAGGCCGCAAAACUUCUUGUGCAUCAACUCGGCAGCAGGUUUGAGAUGGAGCGUGGGAGACCUGUUUGUGUUGUGAAGUAUUUGUUUCAGCUUCGGACCUGAGGAUUGCAAGUGGCCACCUGUCUAGUGAGCAUAUCAUGGCGGUGUGAGAGGUUUUGACACACUUCUCGCAGCCGGGCUCGAAUGGGCCCGGCAUUAGCUUGUCAUGGAUGGGUCCACAGGUUGUGCUGUGGGCUUUUACAAGCUGCUUGAAGCAUGGCUGCCCAACCGCUCGCCAGUGCAAGAGGAGUUUCCUCAAGUUUGCAAGAUCGCAUCCUUACUGGAGCCCGAGCUCUAUAUGGCUCAGGCAGUAAGGGCUCAUCAGCUCAAAGAGUUGCACAAGUCGACCAACGCAAGCUGUGAGCAGGUUUUGCCAACGAGUGGUAGGCAGCAUAAUCCGGCCGACUUCGACACUGGAGACCUGGUGGUCUUAGGCGAGGUGCCUGGCUCGGCCUCCGGCGCGGCCGCGGUGGUGUGUGAGAUGACGCCCUUGGACUGCCGCGUGGCGGUGCUCGACCCCUCGCGGAGCUCCAAGGUGGCAGAGACCUACGUCAAGUCCUCGGACCUGCGUUUGAUCCACCGCGACUGGCGUAUCGGCCGGCGCCACAUCAUUGGCGGUUUGCAGUCCUCACGGAUGAAGCACCUGAAUGGGCUCAGUGCCAGCGUGAGGGAACACCGAAGAUAUGGGCACCCCUGCUUCGUUCCCAAGCCGGAGUCCGACGAUCAGAAGUUACGCCUUUGCGUCCGCUGGGAGCACGAGGGCGCCAGUGGCGCAUUGCUGCUAGAGCCUCGCUUCCUCACCCCCUGUGUCGAGAGGCCCGAGGAGGAGGAGGACAAGACCUUGCUGACAGCGAAAAGACGCCUUCACCUCCAGGCAGCUGCGACCGCAGCACCUUCAAAACUUCCAGAAGCUCUUGAAGCACUUAAGACGCAGCCGCAGACACAGCCGCAGCCGCAGCCAUUGCAAGCCACCAGCGUCGCACCCAUCGAGGGCGCGAUCGAUGAAGUGGAGCCGAGGAUUUGUCACGUCUCCAAUGUGGAAAGCUUAACUCCUAUGCCUCCGAACUGCUCUGGCACCUUCCUUGGCGCACUCUCCUGGCUCGUGGGCGCGCAUACGCGGCAUGUGGAGGAAGAGUUCCCCACGGUAAUUCGUUUGUCUUCGGUGCUGGCAGCUGAUCCACAGCCUCGAGAGCAGUUAUCAUGGCUGCUGCCGAUCUCAGAGACGCCGGAGCUGGGAGAUGAUCCUGACCUCAUCUUUGAGCCCACUGAGCGGUUGCAUGGAAUCAGCGAGACCUUGGAACAAGGCGACCUGGUUCUGCUCGACCGUGGGCUCCAGCCCUCAAGGUUUGCCUCCUGUCCAGCAGUGGUGAAAGGUCUGAAUAGCUCGGGCUGUAGCGUGGCCGUGCUCGACGAGUCGCGGAGCAUCUUCAUCGGUGAGUUGCAUGUGGCCCUCUCUGACGUGGUGCUGGUGCAUUCGGAUUGGCGUUUGGGGACACGUGUAGUUCUUGGUGGUCUUCAGAGCAGUCACAUGGUGCAUUUAAAUGGUUUGUCUGCAGUCAUUUGCCCGCACAAGCGUCACGGCCAUCCAUGCUUCGUUCACAAGCCCAGCUCUCCGAACACGGGCGAGUGGCUGACCUUGUGUAUUCGCUUUGACGAGCCGAAGAAAUCGUCCAUGCACGCCGUUCUACUGGAGCCUCGAUUCCUGGUGGCGGACGGCCGGGCACGUCCACAAGCACAUCCCGGAACACCUCGCUUGGAAGGGUGUACCCCGUCCAGUGGGAGCAUCCCAAGGUCGAGUUCUUUGACAGAUCAGCUGCAUAGUGUUCCAAAACAACCGUCAGGUUGCAGAAGACCGUGGAUGAGAGCUAACAGUUACCAGGGCCCAACAAGAGUGCCGAAGCAGCCAACAGCCCCCUCGCGCCUGACGGGCACGUCGAUGUCCACUUCACCUGGCAGUUUGCUGAGGCAACUCUCUUCGCCAUCGAUGACGUCAGGUGAGUCUAGGGGAAGCUACGAGGUGCUCUCGCAGGAAGAGCUGGUGAAGGAAAUCAAGGAACUGAAGGAGUCCCUCAAGAGUCUGACAAAGGAUCAAGGACGAUUGUGAGGACUUCCAGAGGUUCGAAUUCGGCUGUACCAUGAUGUAGAGGAUCUGGGUUCGAUUUAGGUUGCAUGUCAAUUUUUCGACUCUCAGGGGUUCACAAAGGGAAGGCUUUUUGAGGUGCUUCUCAGUGCUC